Vicia villosa (hairy vetch) is the source of this 1029-nucleotide messenger RNA. RefSeq lists its product as uncharacterized. The transcript has 4 exons. The record is from RefSeq and is a predicted model, not a curated record. Lineage: Eukaryota; Viridiplantae; Streptophyta; Magnoliopsida; Fabales; Fabaceae. The coding region runs from base 1 to 1029 and encodes 342 amino acids.
AUGGCUUCAAAGUAUGGAAAAGAAUUUGUCUCUGCAGCAGUUGAAUUGUGCCCUGACUGUGGUGUAAAUCGCUUGUUGGUUGAGAAAUUUUCUGCUAAAGCCCCUGAUGGUCCAACCAACCAAGAUAAAAAUAUUACCGGGACAUCCCAAGCGGAUUGUGCUGUUCUCAUCAUUGAUUUCACUACUGGUGGUUUUGAGGCUGAUAACAAUGAUCAUAUGAGAGAUGAUGAAAUAGAUGAAGAUUGGAAAACAUUUUUGGUUACAUAUACUGGUGAUGAUGAUGAUGAAAUGGAUGAAGAUUAUAGGUUCUUUUUGGCUACAUAUAAUUCUGAGAUUGAAACAGAUUGUGCUAGUAAUCAUAGUGGUGGUUCAAACAUUGGUAGUGAUGAAACGGAUGAAGAAUAUAGAUCCUUUUUAGCUACAUAUGAUCCUGAUGUUGAAAAUGACAGUGCUGGUAAUCAAAGUGGUGGUUCAAAUAUUGGCAAUGAUGAAACAGAUGCGGAAUACAUAUCGUUUUUAGCUACAUAUGAUCCUAAUGUUGAAAAUGACAGUGCUGGUAAUCAAAGUGGUGGUUCAAAUAUUGGCAAUGAUGAAAUAGAUGCGGAAUACAUAUCGUUUUUAGCUGAUCCUGCUGUUGAAAAUGAUAGUGUUGGUAAUCGAAGUGGUGGUUCAAAUGUUGACAUCAACUUAGGCAACAACGAUGUCAAGAAGGAAAUAGAAGAAGGCUACAAAUGUUUUUCAAAUCAAUUUGUUCCUGAUUAUAUUAGCAACAGGGUUCAUGUUGAUGAAGAUGAUCGGUUAUUAAGAAAAAGUUUUAGUGUUGGGAAAAGCACAUUACUUUCUAAUCAAGAAUUUGAUACCCCUAAAAUGCAACGUGUUGUUGAUGAAGAUUAUAAACAAAUCCUUAAUUCUGGGAGGGUUGUUGGUGGUGAUUUUGUCUAUGGUUCUUUUAUGAAUGCCAAUGACACAUCCAAUGUGAAAGAUGAACGUAAUUCCUCUGAUUCAGAUCUAAUUGUUUUGGAAUCUUGA